AUGGACGACGAUCAGACAGUAGAAGAGAGCGCGUUUAUAGUGGACGAAGUGAGCAGCAUCGUGAAAGAGUCUCUAGAAGCGGUGAUCGGCAGAAACAUGUAUGAACACAAUCGUGUGAGCCAGUGGACGUCCAGUGUGGCGGAGCAGUGUCUCGGGCAGCUCAGCAAACUAGGCAAACCCUUCAAAUACAUCGUCACGUGCAUCAUCAUGCAGAAGAACGGCGCUGGCCUUCAGUCGGCCUCCUCCUGCUUCUGGGACAACACCACAGACGGGAGCUGCACAGUCAGAUGGGAGAAUAAACACCUCUACUGCAUCGUCAGUGUUUUCGGACUCGCCAUCUAG
This is a messenger RNA of Danio rerio (zebrafish), 342 nucleotides long. RefSeq names its product dynein light chain Tctex-type 1b (gene dynlt1b). Gene Ontology annotation, cellular component: cytoskeleton. NCBI's taxonomy places the organism in Eukaryota, Metazoa, Chordata, Actinopteri, Cypriniformes, Danionidae. The record is from RefSeq and is marked provisional.